CAAUAACAGGAAGAAGUUCUAUCGCGUUCUUGCGACGUCUAAAUUCAGUCGAUUACCAACAAAAACGGAAGAUCAAAACAGUUUCGUCUGAUAAAAGAUCAACGGUAAGACAUGUUAACGAUUACAAACAUGGUAAAUAUGUAUGCUGCAGAAACAAAGCGGCCGUGUGAAAAAUACUUCACAAAAAAAGAUUGUAAUUCAGAUGGCUUAAUACAUUGGGAACUAUUACCGAAACAGAUACUUAUAAAGAUAUUUGAUUAUCUGCAACAGAACGACUUCAUACGCGUGGCGACUGUGUGUCAAUCUUGGCGGUAUGUGGUUAACCACACCCCUAAGUUUUGGAGGAAGAUACAUCUGAGGUUGUCUUGCAAACACAAACCGAUGUACCGUAGAAAAGCUUGCUGGCUUGCUAAAACGAUGGGAAGGUACUUUCAGGAAGUGUAUGUUUCCUGCAAUCACAAACAUGACGGUAUAAAUUGCAAAAAUGUAAGAUACGAGUUUUGUGAACUGUUGUCGUGCUUACCAAACAAACUGAAUCUGACCAAGUUAAAAAUUACCGACCUACUGCUAGAAAGCCCGCUGUGUUUCGUCAUAAGAAUAAUCCGUGUUUUGAUAACGCGCUUGCUGUCCAAACAAGAUCGGUUAGAAUGUUUCCAAAUGUCGUCUGCGAACUGGCCAGUACAUGAAGGCAACAAUGUCCUCUAUGUUCUCUUCAGUGUGGCUAGAGGAACUCUACAGUCCCUGCUCAUCGACGGAUUCUAUGAGGAGAUUUCGUUUGACUAUGGACCGGAAGUGUUCGAUAAUUUGUUCUCCGGAAUUCUUUCUCUCAGCCGCUUGACGAAGCUGGGCAUCGACUACGUGUUCCUGAGUGAUUUUUUUCUAGCAGAGCUUUCUAGGACAUUCGCAGGACAGCUGAAGGUACUGAAAGUCACAACAAGCCAAGUAGAUCGUAAAACCAGCAUCUUAUCCAGGAGCUCUUGGGUUACAUUGACCAAGGCAUGCCCUGCGUUGAAAGUGGCGUUUACCAUUAACGGUAUGUGCUCCCUAUUCAAGACGAUCCGCAAGUUGAGUCCUGUCGUACCCGUCUAUAAGCUCCGGCUGUCGCUCAGGUCAGGACCCAACAGCCCGGAUGUGGGUAGUUUCAGCAUUGCGGCUUUACUGGGACACGUCACCAUGAGCUACAGGCAUACAUUGGUAAAGUUUGAACUUGACUUUGGAAGAAAAAGUGGCUUUAUCGACCUAGCGUUCUUGAUGCUCGUCAAGAAAUGUCAGCACCUGGUUUACGUGGAGACCCCGAAACAGUUCAGUCAUCCGGAGUCGGAGCGGGUUGUCAGGAAUUUGAUUCAACAGAGACGGCGAAAGCUCAACAUGCGGUUACCCGGAUAUGUAGUCAACAAACGAGUAAAAAUAAACCCAGUAAACCAAGCAGGACCGAGCAGCACCAAGCAGGACCAAGCAGGGCCAAGCAGGACCAAGCAGGGCCAAGCAGGACCAAGCAGGGACAAGCAGGACCAAGCAGGACCAAGCAGGACUGAGCACAGCUCACGCCCCAAUACCAUAGGGACUGUCUGAAGAAUGAGACCUGCACGGUUGAGUGAAUCUAGAGAACGGACAGGUGGACAAUGAAAUCAGGACAAACAUCAUUACAUUUUUUCUUGAUGAAAACGGACACACAUUUUCAUUUUUAUUAAAUUGCCAAAAUGUUUUAAAAAUCACAUGUCUAAACUGUAUUAAAAAUAUCAAUUAUUAUAAAACAUACAAGACAUAAAUAGACAAAUGGACACUUUUUCAUCUUUGAUAAAAUACCAAUGCAAUUUUUAAAUUCCCAUGUCAUUCAAUAUUAAAAAAGUAAGAUAAAUAUAAAACAUAAAAAAUAUAAAGAGUACAAAUAACCUCAUCCAACAAAACAUGUUUAGUUCUGACUGUGCUGAUUCCAUUAGAUCAGUGAAGACCUACAACAAUAUCUGUAGACAUUUUUUAAGUUAUUGGAGCACAUUCCAUGAUGUUUAACCUUGUGUUAUGUUUGCAAAAAAAUGAAAAGUGUGGAGUAUUUACAAAGAAUAUGUCUAUUUUUUUUAUUAUAAAACCCGUGUUAGUAUUGUUAUAAAAAAUGUGUAUUCACUAAUUUCAGAACAGUAAUUGAUUUUUGUGUGCAAGGAUACCAUGUGGACUGUUUUACAAAUAAAUUUAAUAAUAUAAAAUAACAAAUAAUGAUAGCAUAUCAUCUUUUAUUUUAAAAAAGCAA
Molecule: messenger RNA, 2245 nt
Organism: Physella acuta
Lineage: Eukaryota; Metazoa; Mollusca; Gastropoda; Physidae
Product: F-box only protein 39-like
Biological process (GO): positive regulation of protein ubiquitination
Molecular function (GO): protein binding
Source: RefSeq, a predicted model, not a curated record